AUGGCUUCUCUUACUCAAUUUUUCUCUCUUCUCAUCCCUCUGCUGGCAACUUCAUUUCUAAGUGUGUUUUCCUUUAAAGCUUCAAUCCAAACAACUCACUUGGAACCUUUUAAAUGCUCUGCAAAGAUCAGAACAUGCAAUGCCUCACUCUACCACAUAAACUACGAUCUCAAGAUAGAAGAAAUAGCCAAGUUUUACACUGUUAAUACCUCCCAAAUCAAACCUAUAAUGCAUGGCAACAAACAAGAUUACCUCAUAACAGUACCUUGUUCUUGCAACAACACCAAUGGCCUUGGCGGAUAUUUCUAUGAUACAACCUACAAAGUGAAGCCUAAUGACACUUUUGAUGAUAUUAAUACCAUGAUUUACAGUGGUCAAGCCUGGCCUAUUGAUAGAGUAUUGAUCCCAAACGAGAAGUUAACAAUACAUAUUCCUUGUGGGUGUUCAGAAAGUGACUCUCAAAUUGUUGUUACAUAUACAGUCCAGCCUAAUGACACAACAGCAGCAAUUGCUAAUGAGCUAAAUGCUACGGUUGUUGGCAUGGUGAGUUUGAACGAUGUUCUGGUUCAGAACCCCACAUUCAUAGAUAUUGGUUGGGUGCUAUAUGUUCCCGAGGAAUUGAAUGGGUUACCACUUUCCAACACAAAAGAAAAAAAACACAAGUGGGCAACAAUCAUUGGCAUCUUAGCGGGUGUGACAUUACUGUCAAUUAUUACCUUGAUCAUUCUCAUUCUCAGUCUGAGUCUUAGGAGAAAGAAAGCCUAUGAAACCAGCAAAGAUGAUCAAAUCGCUGUCUCUAAAAGAUCAAUUGCCAAUAGAACUAUUUCCUUAAAGAAUCGGGACUUUCACAAAGAAUAUAUGGAAGGUAACUUGAGAAAUUUUUAUUGUUACUUAUUCAUGGUAAAUAUUGGCGCAGAUGCAACAUCAUUUGACUCAGAAAGACCAGUAAUUUAUUCUCUUGAGGAGAUUGAAGAUGCUACGAAUGACUUUGAUGAAACUCGAAGGAUUGGAGUUGGUGGAUAUGGGACUGUGUAUUUUGGAAUGUUAGGGCAGAAGGAGGUUGCUGUGAAGAAGAUGAGGUCUAACAAGUCCAAAGAAUUUUAUGCAGAACUCAAGGCCUUAUGUAAGAUCCAUCAUAUUAACAUUGUGGAGUUGUUGGGAUAUGCCAGUGGAGAUGACCACCUUUAUUUGGUGUACGAGUAUGUUCCCAAUGGAUCUCUCAGUGAACAUCUUCAUGAUCCAUUACUGAAAGGUCACCAGUCUCUUUCUUGGUGUGCUAGGGUUCAGAUUGCACUGGAUGCAGCAAAAGGUCUUGAAUACAUACAUGAUUACACAAAAGCACGAUAUGUUCAUCGGGAUAUAAAGACUAGUAAUAUUCUUCUUGAUGAAAAGCUCAGAGCUAAGGUAGCAGAUUUUGGACUUGCAAAGCUAGUAGAACGAACCAAUGAUGAAGAAUUCAUAGCAACAAGGCUUGUUGGAACACCAGGCUACCUUCCGCCAGAAUCUGUGAAGGAGCUUCAAGUGACCAUAAAAACCGAUGUAUUUGCAUUUGGAGUAGUUUUAUCAGAGUUGAUAACAGGGAAACGUGCAAUAUUUCGUGACAACCAAGAAGCCACCAAAACGAGAUCACUCAUUUCAGUUGUUAAGGAUAUAUUCCAAGAUGAUGACACAGAGACUGUUUUAGAAGCUGCCGUAGAUGGGAAUCUUCAACGUAACUAUCCUAUGGAAGAUGUCUUCAAGAUGACAGAAAUAGCUCAUUGGUGCUUGUGCGAAGAUCCAUUGGACAGGCCUGAAAUGAAGGAGAUCGUUGUGGCAUUGUCACAGAUUGUGAUGUCCUCGAUAGAAUGGGAAGCAUCACUAGGCGGAGACAGCCAGGUUUUUAGCGGGGUAUUUGAUGGAAGAUGAAGACUCCUUGCUACUUGAGAUUUUUUUACAAAUCCUUGUCUUUGCUGUGUUGUUAUAUUAUUCUGUUGUUUUUAUUCAAAUGUCAUAUCUGCUGCCAUUUGGGUUUAGUUGGGGAUGUAUAUAUAGAGAUUUUGGAUAGAAGAUUA
Messenger RNA from Gastrolobium bilobum, 2051 nucleotides. Its product is annotated as lysM domain receptor-like kinase 3. Lineage: Eukaryota; Viridiplantae; Streptophyta; Magnoliopsida; Fabales; Fabaceae. The transcript is spliced from 10 exons. Gene Ontology annotation, molecular function: transmembrane receptor protein kinase activity; ATP binding. Gene Ontology annotation, biological process: innate immune response; protein phosphorylation. Bases 1 to 1905 code for a protein of 634 amino acids. The record is from RefSeq and is a predicted model, not a curated record.